This is a messenger RNA of Racocetra fulgida, 1540 nucleotides long. The record is from the annotation of a GenBank genome assembly. Lineage: Eukaryota; Fungi; Glomeromycota; Glomeromycetes; Diversisporales; Gigasporaceae.
GGUUCGUCACCGAAAAAUCUUUCACUCGAAGAAUUCGGCUACGACCUGACUAAACUUGCAGCGGAAGGAAAACUUGAUCCUGUGAUUGGGCGUGAGGAAGAAAUCAGGCGCACUAUACAAGCUGGUGUUGGAAAGACAGCAAUUGCUGAGGGGUUGGCUCAAAGAAUUGUUAAAGGCGAAGUCCCAGAAAGUAUUAAAGAUAAAAAGGUGAUAGCUUUGGACCUAGGAUCGCUCAUUGCAGGUUCAAAGUAUAGAGGAGAAUUUGAAGAACGACUUAAGACCGUAUUACGUGAAGUUCAGGAAGCUGAAGGAAAAUUUAUUUUGUUCAUUGACGAAUUGCAUAAUCUGCUUGGAUUGGGAAGGUCAGAAGGAUCAAUAGAUGCCGGAAAUUUACUUAAACCUGCUUUGGCUAAGGUGAUGAUCGUCGAACCGAGUGUCGAAGAAACAAUAACUAUUUUACGAGGUCUUAAAGAAAAAUACGAAAUACAUCACGGAGUUCGGAUUUCGGACUCAGCACUUGUUGCUGCUGCUACGUAUUCUCAUCGAUAUAUUACGGAUAGAUUUCUUCCAGAUAAAGCUAUAGAUCUUGUUGACGAAGCAUGCUCAAAGCUUCGUUUACAGCAAGAAAGCAAACCUGAAGCAAUUGACAAUCUUGAUAGACAAAUAAUAAUUCUGCGAAUUGAAUUAGAAUCAUUGAAGAAGGAAACAGACACGGCUUCUCAGGAACGUCGAAUGAAAUUGCAGAAAGAAUUAGAUCAGAAGCAAAAAGAAUUAGAUAAACUCAGCAUGAUUUGGCAGGAAGAGCGAGCUAAACUCAAAGAAAUUAAAAAUAUUAAAUCCCAAUUAGAGCAAGCUAAAAUUGAGUUGGAAUUAGCCCAGAGACAAGGUAAUUUUACUCAAGCAAGCGAACUUCGCUACGGAAUUAUUCCAGAAUUAGAGAAGAAACUUCCUCAUGAUGUUGAGGAAGAAAGUUCAGAAUCUCUUAUCCACGAAAGAGUCAUUGCAGAUGAUAUUGGAGUCAUUGUUUCUCGGAUGACUGGCAUUCCAAUUCAUAACUUACUUAGAAGCGAAAGGGAUAAGUUAUUACAUAUGGAAGAAAAUCUUUCGCGACGCGUUGUAGGACAAGAUGAGGCUAUUCGAGCUGUAUCAGAAGCAGUCAGGCUGAGUCGUGCUGGAUUACAAAGCCCUUCGCGACCGAUCGCUUCAUUUUUGUUCCUCGGUCCCACAGGAGUAGGAAAGACCGAGCUUUGUAAAGCUAUCGCAGAGUUUUUGUUUGAUACGGAAUCAUCUAUUAUUCGUGUAGAUAUGAGUGAAUAUAUGGAAAAGUUUGCAGUAUCACGUUUGGUUGGUGCACCACCUGGUUAUGUUGGAUAUGAAGAAGGUAUAUAUACUGACAUAUUAAAAAUAAAACAAGUUAAUAUUUAUAUCAAGAUGUUUACUCAAUAUUGCCAAUAUUUAAUAGGAGGUGAACUCACAGAGGCAGUUCGACGUAAGCCAUUUUCAGUUGUUCUUUUGGAUGAAAUGGAAAAGGCUCAUAGAG